Messenger RNA from Knipowitschia caucasica, 210 nucleotides. NCBI's taxonomy places the organism in Eukaryota, Metazoa, Chordata, Actinopteri, Gobiiformes, Gobiidae. The record is from the annotation of a GenBank genome assembly.
AUGAAACUGUCGAUCACACGAGGAGCGGCGUGCACGGGGGCUAUCAGCCCUCGCGCCGCUGUCACCUCUCCUUUUCCCCCGCUUACAUCACACGCCUGUCGUCCAUUGGUUGCCCGGGCCGCACGGAGGACGCUGUGGUUGGUUAGCGCCGGGGAGAGCGAGGGCACCCGGGACGAGCCCCAUGAAUAUGCAAAGAGCAGGGCUGAUUGA